Vicugna pacos (alpaca) is the source of this 2345-nucleotide messenger RNA. The record is from RefSeq and is a predicted model, not a curated record. Lineage: Eukaryota; Metazoa; Chordata; Mammalia; Artiodactyla; Camelidae.
AGAUGUCCCAUAUCAGACCCUCGAUGAGACGGAGUCCAGCAGGGUUACACUGAAUGAUGCUUAGGGACCAGGCCUCUUCUCCACUGGGCUUUGUGGGAAGAGAGCCCUCUGGAGGGUGAGACUGAGGGACGGGCAGUGGUUUCUUUGCUCUGGGGCUGAAUGCCUCUUGAUGACCUAACCACCCAGGCAGUCCCAGUGCCUGGAAGGGCACUUUCCUGAUUGGAUGAUGUGUGGAGCAGAACAGCGGCAGGAGAGGGGCAGCAGGAUGAAUGUGGGAACGGCGCACAGCGAGGUGAACCCCAACACGCGGGUGAUGAACAGCCGCGGCAUCUGGCUCUCCUACGUGCUGGCCAUCGGGCUUCUCCACGUCGUGCUGCUCAGCAUCCCCUUUGUGAGCGUCCCCGUCGUCUGGACCCUCACCAACCUCAUCCACAACAUGGGCAUGUACAUCUUCCUGCACACAGUGAAAGGGACACCGUUUGAGACCCCGGACCAGGGCAAGGCGAGGUUGCUAACCCACUGGGAGCAGAUGGACUAUGGGGUCCAGUUCACGGCGUCUCGGAAAUUCCUGACCAUCACACCUAUCGUGCUGGUCUUGCCCAGAACUCCUCGGCUGUCGGGAACCUGCCCCUCCCCAUCAGGGAGCGAGGGAGAAAGGGGUCUCCCAAACAGAGUCUUACACCUCUCCCAACCUGCCCUGCCCAGGUACUUCCUCACCAGCUUCUAUACCAAGUACGACCAGAUCCAUUUCAUCCUCAACACUGUGUCCUUGAUGAGCGUGCUCAUCCCCAAGCUGCCCCAGCUCCAUGGAGUCCGGAUUUUUGGAAUCAAUAAGUACUGAGGGUGCAGCCCCUUCCCCUGCCUGGCGUGGCAGGGGACGGGUAGAUGCCUGUGCUGCGAUGCUGAAGACAGAUGGAGCCUUUGGGCACCUCCAGAGAUGGGGGUUGAGCCUCUGGGCACUAAUUUUCCCCUCACUUCCCCCAGUAGCAGACUUGAAGUAGCUUUUAGUGGGUUGGGGUGGGCCCCCCUGGGGCUCUGACCCUUCUGAAUUUUUUGAUCUUUCCCUUUUGCCUUUUGGUUAGAGACUUGGUGGGGGUGGUCAUGGCAUGGGCUGGGCUCCUGCGCUGAACACAGACCUGCGAGGUUGGGACAGGAGGCCAGGGAAACCCCCUGCUCGCUGGCUCAUCCUCAGACUGCUGAAGCACUUUAACCCCUGUGAGGGGAGCAGAGGGGACGGUACAGCUUCUAGAUUGUUUCACUUUAAUUCUUAUGUCUUUAGGAUGACACUCAGUUUGCGCUUAUAUAUAAGCAAGUGUGGGACAGUGCCUCAUCCCUCCGCGUAGAGUAUUGUCUAAUCCAAGUCAGACAGCUCCCGUACAACUCAGCUCACGCUGGGUGCUAGGUAGGGGUGGGGAGGGUAAGGAGAAGGAUGUGGGGCUGGGUGUGGAUGGCCUGGUCCCAGAGGUGAGGGGGCCAAGGCUGCAGCCAUCCUGGCCCUGGUGGAGGUGGGGAGGGGGUUUGGGGAAGGGGUGGGGAUGGUAAAUUGGGACUUAGAAGAGUGGGGCCACAUAGCAGCAGGGGUUGGUGUAAGUGAUGGGGGGAGGGAUGGGACAGACCCAGCCUCAUUCUUUGGAAAGUGGUCAGGGAGCGGGUAGGCUUGGAGGAGUCAUUCACCCACAGCAUGGUGGCGGUAAUAGGAAGGGAAGCUGCUGUGGGUUUGAAGCUCCUGGCUUGGCUUGGUGCAGGUUGGUGGAAGAGGCUCAUGAGUCAUCUUAAGCAUGGAUCCAAUUUGACACUGUCUACAGUGGUGUGAGGGGCAUGGGGACACUGGGACAGAAAUGAUGAGUGGUGGGGCCCUUCUGCAGCCUUUUCCUUGGUAACGUUGUGCAGACUGGCGCCGGGCCGGGGUCUCUUGUGUGGCAUGCACACGUGGGGCUGUCAGGCUUUCCCCAGAUAUGGUUGGUGGGCUGCAAAGUCCUGCAUGGUCCCUGCUCAAGCAGGACAGUGGAAGGAGCUAGGAGUGACCUGCAGGCGCUGCCUCCUCAGGCUGAGGAAACGAGGCGAGGGCAGGAGCCUGGGCUGGAGAGAAGGCGCUUUCUCUCCUCCCUAAUCCGACUGGGUCUGUGCUACUUCCGAGAAAGUGUGGGUGCCAGGGCCCUGAGGGAGCGGGGGAGGUCACUGGGCCCUGUUUUCUGCCUCCUGGUCCUCCCAACCCCCACCCCAUGUAUCAUAGGGAACUUUCACCUCAAAAUCUUUCUAAGCAAAGUGUGAAUAGGAUUUUUACUCCCUUUGUACAGUAUUCUGAAAAACACAAAUAAAGGACGAUGUGUUCCUGUUUCGCCUGA